AUGGAUGGAUUGUUUCUCCCGCAUAACGACGCAUUAGUAAUCUCUUUAAAUGCAUUACAUUUUAAAAUCAAACGUGUUCUGGUGGAUUUAGGGAGUUUGGCCAAUAUUAUACAAUGGAGGGUAUUGUAUCAAGCCAAACUUACCGGAAGCAUCAUUCCGGCCACAAAACUCCUCGCCGGGUUCAACCUAGCAAGCGUGACAAUCCAGGGAGAGAUCCUGCUGCCCACGAAUGUCGAAGGGGUAAUGAAGACGACCCUUUUCGAGGCGGUAGAUAGUGAUACCGGCUACAACAUUAUCCUGGGAAGACCAUGGUUGCACGAGAUGAAAGCUGUGCCAUCGACAUAUCACCAGUUGCUAAAAUUCCCAACUCCCGAGGGAAUUAAACAAAUAAUAGGUAACCAACCGGCGGCAAAGGAGAUGUAUGCAAUUUUGGUCUCCAGUAGCAAAGGGAAAGAGCAUGCAGCAUAG
Nicotiana tabacum (common tobacco) is the source of this 468-nucleotide messenger RNA. Lineage: Eukaryota; Viridiplantae; Streptophyta; Magnoliopsida; Solanales; Solanaceae. The record is from RefSeq and is a predicted model, not a curated record.